Pomacea canaliculata is the source of this 1725-nucleotide messenger RNA. RefSeq names its product probable ATP-dependent RNA helicase DDX49. Gene Ontology annotation, molecular function: ATP binding; RNA helicase activity; nucleic acid binding. Bases 60 to 1454 code for a protein of 464 amino acids. The transcript has 12 exons. The record is from RefSeq and is a predicted model, not a curated record. Lineage: Eukaryota; Metazoa; Mollusca; Gastropoda; Architaenioglossa; Ampullariidae.
UGCCAGAAGUAGGCGGAAGUGUUCGUUUAUGUGAAAGUACACGCGACAAAGUUUGUGCCAUGGCGUCCUUCGAAAAACUUGGACUUGAUGACUGGCUUGUACAACAGUGUAAGUCUAUGGGACUUACAAAACCAACACCAAUUCAAGAAAAGUGCAUUUUGCCUGUCUUGGAAGGAAGAGACUGUAUCGGAUGUGCUAAAACAGGCAGUGGGAAGACAGCAGCAUUUGCCCUCCCAAUCUUGCAGAAGCUGUCAGAAGACCCCUAUGGUAUUUUUGCUCUUGUCUUGACGCCCACAAGGGAGCUUGCCUUUCAGAUAGCUGAUCAGUUUAAAAUUCUUGGAAAGAAAACAGGUGUGAGGGCAACAGUAAUCACAGGAGGGAUGGACAUGAUGAAGCAGGGUCAGGAUCUGGCUGUCAAGCCACACAUAGUUAUCUCAACUCCUGGCCGCCUUGCAGAUCACAUCGAGAGCUGUGAUACUUUCAGCCUGAAACGUAUCAAAUUUCUGGUGAUGGAUGAGGCUGACCGCUUGCUUGAGGACAAUUUUGGGGAACAGCUGCAAUCUGUAUUAGAAAAGCUUCCUGCAAAGCGCCAGACACUUCUUUUCUCAGCAACAUACUCUCCUGUUCUUCGUGAGUUGGAGGAAACCUUACACAAUCCCUUUGUUUGGCUGCAAGAAUCAGAACGAGCAACAGUAGAAGAGCUUAAAGAGGAAUAUGCUCUGGUACCAGCAGAUCUAAAAGAUGCAUAUCUAAUCCAUAUUUUGGAUCACUAUCUCAAAGAUCACCCACGUUCUUCUGUCAUUAUUUUUGCUGCAACUUGCAAGUAUGCACAAAUUCUGGGCAUGAUUUGUGAAGAGCUAGGCUUUUCCUGUGCUGUUCUUCACUCCAUGAUACCUCAGCGCUUCCGACUUUCUUCCCUUGCUAAAUUUAAAUCCAAUCAAACCCGCAUACUGAUAGCAACAGAUGUUGCAAGCAGAGGACUUGACAUUCCAACAGUUGACUUGAUCAUCAACCACAAUGUUCCAAACAGGCCACGAGACUAUGUUCAUCGUGUGGGUCGAACGGCUAGAGCUGGGCGAUGUGGUCAAUCCGUGACAUUGGUGACACAAUUUGAUGUGAAGCUGGUGCAUGCCAUUGAGCAAUUCAUUAACAUAAAGAUGACUGAGCACCCUACCAAUGAGAAAGAGGUGAUGAAGAUUUUGGUAGAAGUAGCUGUGGCCAGAAGAGAAGCAGAAAUUCGCCUUGAUGAGCAAGACUUUGGUGAGCAAAAGGAAAUCAACAAGAAAAAAAGACUUAUCCUGGAAGGAAAAGAUGUAGAAGAAGAAGAAAGCAGGAAAAAACUUCGAAGAACAGAUCGAGUGACAAAGUCUGUUGAAGAAGUUCGGAAAGAAAAAGAAGCCAGAAAAGAAAAGUUUAAAGCUAAAUUUGGCAAGAAAAAGAAAGUUCAGUGCUGAAUGACAUUGUGAAAACAUAACAUGUUUUGUGUGUGUGUGUGGAUGGGGCGUGAACAUGCAAAUGAAGUGCUUUUGAGUUUACAGUUGUAAAGUAAUUCUGUAAGUAAUUUGCUUUUUUUUUCCUUCUAUGUAAUAAACUUAAUGCUGUGGUGAAAACUAUUGCUCAAGCAACUUAUGUACAAAGGAAAUCCCUCUGUGGUAUGAGGUUAACUCUUACAGUGUGUUCACUAUCUAAUAAAAACCCACCAAUCAUCCCAUAGAUGGACUAAAA